Messenger RNA from Hylaeus volcanicus, 2419 nucleotides. RefSeq names its product cilia- and flagella-associated protein 52. Gene Ontology annotation, molecular function: protein binding. The transcript is spliced from 9 exons. Gene Ontology annotation, biological process: cilium assembly. Bases 438 to 2117 code for a protein of 559 amino acids. NCBI's taxonomy places the organism in Eukaryota, Metazoa, Arthropoda, Insecta, Hymenoptera, Colletidae. The record is from RefSeq and is a predicted model, not a curated record.
AUCGUUCUAUAGUGCAAUUAGUACAAUGUAUAUCGUUAUCGAUAAGACUACCAUAAACCAUAAAGUUUAUCUUAAAAAAAUAUUAACUACCUUCAAUCAGCAGAUCAGGUAGUACGAGUACUUUUGUGACUCGUUGUUCUUAGAGACGAGCGAUAACUGUUACACGAUAUUGCCAUGCCUACACAGGGAUUUGUAUUGUUACGACCGUCACGACAACGUAAAUUGUUCUUUGGAGAGUUAAUCGGUCGAUCGUAAUAAAGCUUUGUUCGAAUUACCAAAGUAUUUUGAAAUUAUGGACGUGAAAAAAUUGGACUUAUGUGGAGUAAUAGCGUUCGACGGUUAGUAAUAAAAUUUUAAAUGAUUCAGUCCGAUGUAAAUAAGUGUAUCGAACGAAUUUCUUUCAUGCUCUGACAACUUUGUACAUCGUCCCUCGAUUUAUGCGGUACUUUUUGUACGUGGUCAACGAUUACUCUACUUUUUAUACGCACUUACAGUUUCACGUGACAUCGAUAUGCACGGUCGAUAAAAUAGCUUCUCCUCUGUUGUUUGUAUACAAAUCAUUGUACGUCGAUUACAAAAAUGUAUUACUCCUGUUUGUAGGUAUAAUAAGAAAUGGUUUACGACUGCAUCCAGAUGGGGAACAUCUGGUAUACGCGAUGGGCAACAAUGUUACCAUAAGAAACGUAAAAACCAGCGAACAAACCUUCCUCACUGGUCACAAAAAUCUCGUUUCUGCGUUGAAUAUCUCACCUCGCGGCAAUUUAAUAGCUUCCGGCCAAGUGAGCCAUCAGGGUUUCAAGGCGAUGGUCAUAAUAUGGGAUUACGAGAAGCGCGAGAUGAAAGCUAAUUACGAAGUGCACAAAGCCAGAGUGGAGGAUGUGUGUUUCACAGAGGACGAACAAUAUUUGAUUAGUCUUGGAGGUAGAGACGACGGUUGUAUCCUGGUGUGGGACAUUCGAAACGGAAGUCCACUUUGUGGUACCUUUGCUGGCAAAGAAAGUAGCGGAAACGCGGUGACGAUCGCCCGCACGAACCUUUGUAACGCGAGUUUUGUCACCGCCGGGGAAGAAACGUUCAGGCUUUGGCGCGUCGAUCCAAAAGGUCGAAAACUCUGCGGUGUCGACGUGAAAAUCGGAAAGAUCAGGCGCGCCAUUAAUUGCGCCGUCGUGGAUGAAAAAGAUGAGAACGUCUAUUGCGGAACAACGUCUGGCGAUAUCAUAAAAUCAAGGUUGAACAUGUCAGAAUCGAACGUAGAAUCCAAGUACCCGAUCAUGAUCGGAUGCUACUCUAAGAUAUCGCGUUCGACUAAAACAAAACCAUCCAACGGAGAAUUGUACGCGGGUGGCGUGACGAAUCUGCUAUUCUUACAAAAGCAAGAGAUGAUCGUAGGCACUGGAAACGGAACGGUCGAGUUAAUCGAAAUACCAGAAGAACCAGUGGCACCUGUCGGGAUCAAAACGAAGAAAUUACUAGUCGUCCCGUGUAUAAUAACGCGUCGUAAGGGGAACGUGUGCGGCCCGGUAACGUCGAUGAUCCGCUACAAACAUAAUCUUAUACUAGUGGCGACUGCUUUAUGCGAGAUCUACGAAAUGGAACUGUCGAGUUUUCAUACACGUUUGCUCGUCACUUGCCACACCAGCUCUAUAUACGAUCUCGCGUUUCCACGCGAUCGUUCGGAGAUAUUUGCAACCAGUAGCAAACACGAUAUUCGGGUGUGGAAACUGAUAACGCAAAAGGAGUUGCUUCGAAUCACGGUACCGAACUUCAUUUGCUCCAAUCUGUGUUUCGAUCGCAAUGGCGGCACCAUAAUAUCUGCCUGGAACGAUGGCGCGAUACGGGCAUUCGCUUUGAACGGUGGAAAACUCCUGUUCAUCGUUCAUCGUGCCCACACGAAGUCCGUGUCUGCAAUUGCGAUUACGAACGACGAUUGCAAGCUCGUCAGCGGUGGCUGUGACGGUCAAGUGCGAGUAUGGAAUGCAAAAUCCGAAACGCAACAACUGUUGAAAGUCUUAAAGGAACACAGAGGUCCGAUAACGUCGCUGCACGUUUCACCUGAUGAUAAAAAUGUUAUUAGCUCCAGUACAGACGGUACAUGCAUAGUAUGGGAUGUAAGGUAGAGGAGGAACAUUCGAGAGUCGACCGAAUGGGGGUCACAGACGUAAAGAUUCUUCGUACAAUAAUUUAUACAACUAUAAUCGAUACUACCGUUUUAAGUGGCGAUACUUCUACUUCGUAGAAUAAAUCAUUAUGUCUAUGACUCCAUGACUCCAAGGCGCCGGUGUUCAAGUUUUGACUUGUGGUACAGACCGUAAAAUAGCUUAUUGGGAGACAUUGGAUGGAUCGUUGGUUCGAGAAGUCGAAGGUUCGACGACUGGCACGAUAAACGCUAUAAGCGUCAGUCCUGACGGACGAUAUUUUC